AUGGCCUCGCUUCUUCCUAGAAAGUCUGCCAAAUCACUGGGCUUGAACGAGUCAGCAAUCAUCAAGUUGGUGGAUGAACUUGAGCGGAAUGGUGUCAAUUCCUAUAUCAUUGCUCACAAUGGUGAAGUUGUCAGUGAGGGAUACUGGGAUCCAUUUGUUCCAGAUCUUACUCAUCAAGUAAACUCUGUCACGAAGACCUAUGCUUCUCUGGCAAUUGGUAUUGCUGCUGAUGAGGGUCUGUUGACAAUUGACGACUAUGUACUGUCAUUUUUCCCUGAUAGACUACCAGCUGGUCCUUGUGACAACAUGAAGAAGCUCAAGAUUAGACAUUUGUUGACUAUGACUGUUGGUCAUGAUGAACAGAUUGAAAUGUACUGGACUGUUUCGAAGCUAUUGCCAGAAGACCGUAACAACGGUAAAGACUUUCUUCAACACUUCUUGACUUCAUAUAUUGCCUAUGAGCCAGGUACCAAGUUCCUUUACAACACUCCUGGAAGUUACAUGUUGGGUGCUAUUUUGAAGCAAGUAACUGGUAAGACACUUGUUGAGUACCUUCAACCUCGUUUGUUUGAGCCACUUGGCAUGAAGAACAUUUACGCCGAGACUGAUGCCAACGGAUUAAAUGCCAGUGGAUGGGGUUUCCAAUUGACCACUGAAGACCUUGCCAAGCUUGGUUUACUUUUACUCAACAAGGGUAAAUGGAAUGGAAAGCAGCUUGUUUCAGAAAAGUACAUUGAACAGGCCACUUCGAAGCAAACUGAGACUAACUUGUCCCCUCCUAGCCAAUGGGGUGUUGGAUAUGGAUUCCAAUUGUGGAGAUGCAAUGACGGUAAGAGUUUCAGAGCCGACGGAUUGUACGGUCAGUUCUCAGUCGUGACUCCUCACCUCAACAGCGUUGUAGCAGUUACCAGUGCUAGUGAUAAUACUGGUGCCAUUCUCGAUGCUAUUCUUAGUUCUGUCAACGAACUGUUUGGCGAGAAGUCGAAGGGAAGUCUCGGUGUUGACAAGCUUCAAGUUUCCUCCCUUGAAGAGAAAAACAAGAGUUUGCAGAUCAAGCUAACCAAAGGCCAGCCUCUGUCGAGCUACUCGAUUCAAUCUAAGGAGAAAUACAGACUGGCUAAUAAUCCACUUGGCUUAAGCUCCUUCACUCUUGACCUGGCUGCCAGUAAGCUCAUUGUGGGACGCAAGGGCAAAGAAGCUGUAAUCACCAUCGGCGAAGGCAAAUGGAUUCGAAACAAGAACGGAGAGGAUCUCAUCGGACGAGCCGACUUCUUCGGUGACACUGCUGCCACUGGAGCUAUUGUUGACGGCCAGGUAUUGAUCCAAGUCGCUCAUUUGAAGACAAACUACACAGACACCUUGAAAUUCAAGACAAACGGUUACAAUCUCGUCGGCAACCUGAAGAGAGUUGCCUGGGUAAGCCCUGUCGACUUCGAACUGAUUGGUGUUAGAAUUGAUUAG
Molecule: messenger RNA, 1461 nt
Organism: Sugiyamaella lignohabitans
Lineage: Eukaryota; Fungi; Ascomycota; Dipodascomycetes; Dipodascales; Trichomonascaceae
Product: beta-lactamase family protein
Exons: 1
Coding region: 1-1461 (486 amino acids)
Source: RefSeq, a predicted model, not a curated record